CGAUCAGUUCAGUGUUUGCCAGUUGCCCAAUUUUAGAGGGAUUACAGAAGCGUCUUUUAUAAUUUUACAGUAGAAUUGUUGACAAAAUUUUAAAAAAUGUGGUUCACCUACAAAUUUAUCAUAAAUAAAUUGAAAAGUGAUUUGAUGUAAAAUGUUUUGUAUUAUUGUUUCAAGUAAAAAAGACAUGAGAAGGUACAUUGUGUGGAAUUCAAAAGUAUAUUGCUAGUUGGACGUAAACGAAAAAACAUCAGGAUAAUUAUUUCAUGUCAACCAAGAUCUUUUACAAAAAGUAAAAGCGUGUUAAUCUGGAAAUUGUGAUAAAAUAUUCUGGGCACUCAAUCUUCUUUUUACAAUAAUGGAUAUUUAUUGUUUAUGAAAUAAAAGGAUCGCUGAAAUCAUCGUUCAUGAAACUGGCAUUUUAGGAUUAAAAGAAACAUUUCCUUGGGAAAACAAAGAUAAGAAUAGGACUUGAAAUACAUAUGUACCAACAGGAAAUAUGGAAAACGACGAAAAUAGUGGCGAGAGGACAAAAGGCAAUGUGAAAACAAAAGUUGCAUCAAAAAUCAAGUUACUGCAACUGCAGUACGAUGCUGCCCGAGAAUAUGCUGCAAAAUAUAGAAAAUUGUCUGAAAACCGACAACAAAGUUUACCGGAUUUCGAUGAGGAUCAAAAUAUUGUGCCACAAAGUAGUGGCAAUGAGAAUGACGAAGCAUCUGCAUUCUUCCCUCAGAGUGUUGCAGAAAAUCCUGAAGAAUGUAACAGCAACUUAGAUCCUGAUGAAAGUGACUCCAAUGAAAGUGACUCCAAUGAAGACACAAGUGACAAUUUUAACAAUUUCAACGAUGGAAACUACGAACAGUCUUCUUUUCUAGAAUCUAAUAACACUCUGAUGUUCCCUCAAUCAGGCUUACAAGUAAAUGACGUAAUCGAAAUGCUGAUGGGAUAUUUUAUUCAGUUCGGAUUAGUCGAAGAAGCUAGAAUUAAAUUAAUUAAUAUCAUCAAAAUUUUAGCUGGUCCUCUAUUUAAAAAUUUGGAAAUUUCAAAUUAUAUGCUGAAUAAGGUUAUGGAUGCACCACCGGAUAACGUUAUUUUUCAUUAUUACUGCAAAGAGUGCGAAAAAGAAGUUGUUCAUUCAUCCGUAAAGUCAGGUAUUAAGGGACAGAAAAAAAUUUGCCAACAAUGUCAAAGUAAAAAUAAAAUUACUCUUAAUAAUAACAAGUAUUUUUUGACUGUAAAUUUCGAAUAUCAGCUUCAAUUAUUGUUAAAAAAUAAAGAAAUCAGAGACCAUCUAGUAGGUACAGUUUACGGUAACAAUAAACGUGACGAGACCAGUGAUAUUAGGGAUAUUCAAGACAGCAAAUUGUAUAAGGAGACAAAAAUUAAAUUUCCCAACACAAUUACAUACAAUCUAAGUACUGACGGAGCACCUGUUAGCAUGGGUAAAUCUGGAGUACGAAGUUUCUGGCCUCUAUCGGUUAUUAUAAAUGAUUUGCCACCAGAAAUUAGAUUUAAACAUAUAUUGCUUGUAGGUAUGAUGAUGGUUACCUCUGAACCUCCACCACAUUUGAUGAAAUUAUUUAUUGAUAAAUUCAAGGAGGAUGCUUUCCGCUUGCACACGAUAGGUUUAUUAUUAGAAUUAGCGAAAAAUUAUAAAAUAAAAUUGACAUUUACAAUUCUCUGUAUAAUUGCGGACUCUGUUGCUAGAGCUGUACUGCAGUAUAGGAUGCAAUAUAGUGGAUACUGCAGCUGCACUUACUGCUACCAAUUAGGAUUUUAUUUCGGGUAUGUAAGGUUUCCAUUCAUAGGGAGUAAAUGCGAGGUACGAACACAUGACUCACACAUGAGUGAUGUUUAUCUAUGCGAAAAGAACGGUAAAGCAGAAAAUGGCGUGAAAGGACGAUCUUCUUUUUGUAGUUUUCCCAACGUUGACAUGGCGCGAAGUUUCAGUUUAGAUUUCAUGCAUAAUGGAGUUUUAGGAGUCGCAGAGCAAAUGUGGAAAUUAAUGAAGAAAAACUUGACUCCUGUUCAACGUAGUUCUGUUGAACAUUUAUUAACCCUGAUUCAGCCGCCAAGAGAGUUGCACAGAAAGCCGGAAAAAUUAUCGAAACUCGGUGAUUGGAAAGCAACAAACUGGAAGGCUUGGUUAUUUUAUUACAGCGUUCCAUUGUUACUCACAGUGGUAUCAGAAAACUUUCCAAUUGAGUCAGUGGAGUAUUAUGCAUUAUUUGUCAAUGCAAUGUACACACUGUCGAAAACAAAAAUUUCCCGAGACGAUUUAGUGAAAAGUAAAAAAGACCUUUUGAAAUUUGUCUCUCACGUUGAAACAACCUAUGGUUUAUCAGCAAUGACAUUUAAUAUUCAUUUGUUGUUACACGCCAUUGAGAACGUAAUUGACACUGGUCCUUGUUGGUCAACAUCAGCUUUCCCCUAUGAAAGUAAUAUUUUCAUUUUGAAAAGCUCAGUGAAUGGACCCAAAGCUGCAGAUCAGCAAAUGAUUCGAAAAUCCCUGCAGAGAUUAUUGUACAAAUUUCGACCGAGGGACCAUCUUCCUGAUAUUGUUAAAGAAGUCUGCGAAUCAUUUCUUACUGAAAAACGUUAUACUCCAAGUGCAAAGUCUGUAGGCAAUGUCACACUUUUCGGUUUCUGUGAAUCAGAUGAUUUCCCACGAAACUACGAAACUUAUGAACGUUGCUCGUACAAAGGAAUGAUCUUGACAACGGCUCAUUAUAGCAGAAAUGAAACGCACAAUGAUUCGGCAAUAAAGCUGGAAGAUAACAGUGUUGCACAAAUUUUAAACAUUUUUGUACAACCAAAUGGCCUCUGUUUUUUAAAAGUUCAACAAUUAAUUAUUGAACCACUGUUCAUUAAUCAUGUAAAAAUGGAACACAUAUGGAAAGUACUUCCAUCUCCUUCGAAUCAUAAGAUUAUUAAUUUUAGCGCUGUACAAUCAAAAAUGAUUGUUUUGGAUUUAGACAGUAUAAAAAUACAGUAUUUAUGCAGUAUGCCCAAUUGUUUUGAAAAACAGUAACUCCAAAUUUGUCUGUAAGCAUGAUUAUUUCCAUAAGAAGCACGUUUGUCUUUUAAAUAAGUAGUUUGCACUUGUGUAUGUUUCUACAUAUGUAAAUAAUAUACUUUGUACACUUAAAAACUCAAUUCUAAGCAAUGAAUGAAUUCUUAAUA
Messenger RNA from Leptopilina boulardi, 3180 nucleotides. RefSeq lists its product as uncharacterized. Lineage: Eukaryota; Metazoa; Arthropoda; Insecta; Hymenoptera; Figitidae. The record is from RefSeq and is a predicted model, not a curated record. The transcript is spliced from 4 exons. The coding region runs from base 497 to 3028 and encodes 843 amino acids.